AUGCCUCCAAGAAGGAGUACUCGCAGCACGAGAGAAAAUCCUGAAAGCCAAACACCUGAUAUAGCGCGGUUGAUAGCUCAGCAAAUUCGGGAGGCAGUACCAACUAUUGUCGCUCAGGUUACAGCGGGCAUUAAUGCAAGUCAAAGGAGUGAGGGAAGCCCUAACACCGAGAAUCCCGUCAGGGAGGAGAACUGUAACACCAAUGAUAGAGGAUGCAGUUACAAGACAUUCAUGUCCUGCAAGACCAAGGAGUUUCAUGGUAAAGAAGGUGCAAUUGGAUUACUAUCAUGGAUUGAGAGCAUGAAGUCGGUACUCCAUAUUAGCAAGUGUUCCGAGGACUGUAAGGUGAAGUAUGCAACAUGCCAACUCCAAGGAAGAGCCCUAACUUGGUGGAACAUUCAAGUUCAAACCCGUGGUCGCCAAGCUGCCUAUGAGUUAUCAUGGGAAGAACUCAAAAAUUUGCUCAUCGAAGAGUAUUGUUCUAAKAGCGAAAUUCAAAAAUUGGAAGUUGAAUUCUGGAAUCACACCAUGAUUGGAAUGGAGGUGGACAAAUACACAGCUCAUUUUCAUGAGCUUGCCAAAUUAGUACCUCAUAUGGUCACUCUAGAGGAGAAACGAAUUGAUCGGUACAUCUGGGGUUUGGCACCUGAAAUCCGAGGGAUGGUCACUUCGGCAAACCCAACCAAUAUACAAAACGCAGUGGUGUUGGCAAAUCGUCUGACAAAUGAUGCAGAUAGAUCAGGGAUUUUAAAGCAAGACAAAUUUGGUGGAAAGAGGAAACUAGAGGGGCAAUCGUGGAAAAGGACCAACAACGAUUUAGGCAAAAACCAAAAAGUGAUAAGAAACUUUGGGGCUCAGUCUCAAAUAGGAGAAAAGGGCAAGGGAACUUACCGUAAAUGUGGCAAGUGCAAUUAUCACCAUAGCAAGAGAUGCAUUAUUUGUUUCAAAUGCAAUAAAAGAGGUCAUUUCGCUAAAGAUUGCAAGAUCAGAGAGAAUCAAUCAUGCCAUAAGUGUGGAAGCCCGAAUCACUUCAGGAAUGCAUGCCCGAAAUUGAAUCUAGUGUCAGCUACUAACCCAACACGACCAAUCAAUCAAGGAAAUCAAGGAGGCCAAGCACGAGGUCGAGCAUUUACAAUUGGAGUGGAAGAAGCCAGGCAAGACUCAAAUGUGAUCACAG
Molecule: messenger RNA, 1177 nt
Organism: Cynara cardunculus var. scolymus (artichoke)
Lineage: Eukaryota; Viridiplantae; Streptophyta; Magnoliopsida; Asterales; Asteraceae
Exons: 1
Molecular function (GO): protein binding; nucleic acid binding; zinc ion binding
Source: RefSeq, a predicted model, not a curated record